Molecule: messenger RNA, 1299 nt
Organism: Pichia kudriavzevii
Lineage: Eukaryota; Fungi; Ascomycota; Pichiomycetes; Pichiales; Pichiaceae
Exons: 1
Coding region: 1-1299 (432 amino acids)
Source: RefSeq, a predicted model, not a curated record
AUGACCAACGCAAUGCCAUCGGGAAGGGUACAGAACCUCUCCCCCGACCAAGAACUGGUCCUCAAGGAAUUCUGGAUGUACAUUCUACAUUUCUCAGGGUACAAGGUGACCCCACACGGUCCGCUAUCGAGGUCCAACUCAGUGAAGGCUGUCCCCGUUGAGAAACAUGCCCACAAGAGCGGUGGCGGCAGCAGUAGCAGUGGGGGCGGGUUGUUUGGCCGGUUCAAGAGAAAUUCCAAGAAGGAGGAGGAGCAUCUUGCCAAGACGUUAUCAAACCAGGCUGCCAUUGAUCCGAGUGUGAAGCAUUCCACCGACGUCAGGGUCCAUGAGGCGUUGGCCAGUUUGGAUCCAAAGAAGGUAUUGGACGCCUUUUGGCUUGCAAUCAGACAGGACUAUCCAGACAAUCUGAUUCUUCGAUUCAUUAGGGCUCGAAAAUGGGACGUUGAUCAUUCCCUGUUGAUGUUUGCCAAUUCCAUCGAAUGGAGAAUGAAGGAGAGCCAUGUCGAUAGCCUCUUGCAUGGGGGUGAGUUGGAAUGCCAAAGGAAAGGUCUGGAUGGUGUCAUCUCUCAAUUCAAGUCAGGUAAAUGUCUCAUUCACGGUAAAGAUCGUAGAGGUAGACCACUAGUUAUUGUGCGUCCAAGGUUCCACCAUAAGGCAGAUCAAACACCUGAAGAGAUUGAAAAAUUUACUCUUUUGAUGAUUGAAUAUUCGAGGUUGACACUUCAUGAACCUGUAGAUUCUUGUACUGUUAUAUUCGACCUUCAAGGCUUCACCAUGGCCAACAUGGACUAUGAUCCAGUGAAGUUUAUGAUUAAAGCCUUCGAGGCCCACUAUCCAGAAUCAUUGGGUGUGUUAUUGAUCCAUCGUGCACCAUGGAUCUUCAAUGGGAUCUGGAAAAUUGUGAAAAAUUGGUUGGAUCCAGUGGUUGCAUCCAAAAUCAACUUUACAAAGAAUAUAUCCGAUUUGGAGAAAUUCAUUGAGAAGGACCAAUUGAUGAAAUUUUUAGACGGUGAUGACGACUACGAAUAUGAAUAUCUACAACCAAACGAAAAGGACAAUGGUCUGGCCAUUACCGACAAGGAAAUCACAGAGAAACUAUUCCUCGAGAGAUCAAAAUUACAAGAAGAAUUCAUCUCAAAGACAAUUGCCUGGAUUGAAACCCCGGAUAACGAAACCUCCAAGAGCCUCUUACAAGAGAGACUCGAAAUACAAAGAAAGUUAACUGACAACUACCAUUCCUAUGAUGGCGCCGUUAGAAAUAGGAGUAUCUACGAUAGACUAUCCGUUAUUAAACUCUGA